Messenger RNA from Odontomachus brunneus, 3238 nucleotides. It is a transcript of the gene Ef-1a-f1, whose product is annotated as elongation factor 1-alpha. Gene Ontology annotation, molecular function: GTPase activity; GTP binding; translation elongation factor activity. Gene Ontology annotation, biological process: translation; translational elongation. The record is from RefSeq and is a predicted model, not a curated record. Lineage: Eukaryota; Metazoa; Arthropoda; Insecta; Hymenoptera; Formicidae. Bases 560 to 1945 code for a protein of 461 amino acids. The transcript is spliced from 4 exons.
CGUUUCCCGUUUCCGCGCCACGCAACGUGCCACAUUACGAACGCCUCGUAAGGGGUAACUCUAUCAGGCGGAUCGGAAGUUCUCGUGCAAGCUCGAGCCGGCUCGCGCUGGCUGUCUCGCAAGCGCGCCAGCCGUGGUAUCGAUUGGAGCCGGCGCGGCGCUCGGGCGAAUCCGCCCUCGACUCGUCGCUCCUCGUAAGCUCGUCGCGAGCUCGCGGUCGCCAGCGUCUACUACGGCGCGUCUCGAGCCGGCCCAGGAGAAGCUUCCCGCCGCGGAAGUGAAGGGACCGUGUGUCGACGAGCAACAGUGCGCUCGGACGUAAGGACAAAAGCCGAUCGGCCGGCCAUUACGUGAGAGCCGCGUAGAUCGUUACACCGUACAGAGAUCACCGAGAGUUCAACCGGACGCGACUGCUACGUGGUGCGCGCUCAACUCAUCAUCGGCUCGUCCCUGGCUGUACGAGACUCCUCCGGGGUAGGUAGGUCGCUCGCGUGAUCAGGGCCUAGGGCCGCGCUCGAUCGAGGCAACACAGUCGAUCGGUAGUUAGAGCGCCUCGACAAUGGGCAAGGAGAAGAUCCACAUAAACAUCGUGGUGAUCGGCCACGUGGACUCGGGCAAGUCCACGACGACUGGCCACCUGAUCUACAAAUGCGGUGGCAUCGACAAGCGGACGAUCGAGAAGUUCGAGAAGGAGGCGCAGGAGAUGGGCAAAGGCUCGUUCAAGUACGCCUGGGUGUUGGACAAGCUUAAGGCGGAGCGUGAGCGCGGCAUCACUAUCGACAUCGCCCUGUGGAAGUUCGAGACGGCCAAGUACUACGUGACCAUCAUCGAUGCGCCUGGGCAUCGCGACUUCAUCAAGAACAUGAUCACCGGUACGAGCCAGGCGGACUGCGCGGUGCUGAUCGUCGCGGCCGGUAUCGGCGAGUUCGAGGCCGGCAUCUCGAAGAACGGCCAGACCCGCGAGCACGCGUUGCUCGCCUUCACGUUGGGCGUGAAGCAGCUGAUCGUCGGCGUCAACAAGAUGGACAUGACCGACCCGCCGUACUCGGAGACCCGCUUCGAGGAGAUCAAGAAGGAGGUAUCGUCGUACAUCAAGAAGAUCGGUUACAACACCGCCUCCGUCGCCUUCGUGCCGAUCUCUGGCUGGCACGGCGACAACAUGCUCGAGCCGUCCCCGAAGACGCCCUGGUACAAGGGCUGGAAGGUCGAGCGCAAGGACGGCAACGCCGACGGCAAGACGCUCAUCGAGGCUCUCGACGCUAUACUGCCGCCGUCCAGGCCCACCGACAAGGCCCUGCGACUGCCUCUUCAGGACGUCUACAAGAUCGGCGGGAUCGGUACCGUGCCCGUCGGUCGCGUAGAGACCGGUAUCCUGAAGCCAGGUAUGCUGGUGACGUUCGCGCCAGCCGCCCUCACGACCGAGGUGAAGUCGGUCGAGAUGCAUCACGAGGCUCUGACGGAGGCCCUGCCUGGCGACAACGUCGGUUUCAACGUGAAGAACAUCUCCGUGAAGGAGCUGAGGCGCGGCUACGUGGCCGGCGACUCUAAGAAUCAGCCGCCCCGCGGCGCCGCCGACUUCACCGCCCAGGUGAUCGUGCUGAAUCACCCGGGACAGAUCAGCAACGGCUACACGCCAGUGCUCGAUUGCCACACCGCUCACAUCGCCUGCAAGUUCGCGGAGAUCAAGGAGAAGUGCGACCGCCGUACCGGCAAGACCACCGAGGAGAACCCGAAGAGCAUCAAGAGCGGUGACGCCGCCAUCGUGAUGCUGCAGCCGACCAAGCCGAUGUGCGUCGAGGCCUUCCAGGAGUUUCCGCCCCUGGGCCGCUUCGCGGUCCGCGACAUGCGUCAGACCGUCGCCGUGGGUGUUAUCAAGAGCGUCACCUUCAAAGACACCCAGGGCAAGGUAACAAAGGCCGCGGAGAAAGCCCAGAAGAAAAAGUAACCAUCAAGCUUCCUCGGAAGCUCGCAGUCCGCCGGCCGGUGCCCCGCAGGCGUCCCCGCGCAUGGACCCACCACCACCACUACCACCACUACUGUCAGGACGCAGCACGCCGCGGCUGCUCCACUCGACUCAUACUCGACUAAUACCAAAAGUCAUAAGAUGUUGUGCUUACCCCCGUUACAUUACCCGGUAGUGUUGAACCCGCGCAUCUAUCCGAAUCUGCACAUUCAGUUCACCCACGCCCCGCGCACGCCUCACAUAUGCUAGGAGGAAGCGUUGCCCGCGCGUUUUACUCGCAAUUUCAUUAAUUACUACAAGUAUUGACGAUAUGUGUCCGAUUGAUUACCAAGAGGUCAUAAAUAAUGAAAUAAAACAAAAAAGAAGUAACUAAAAAAACGUAAAACGCAAACCAAACCGGAAAAAAAAGAAAAGAAAUAUGAAACAAACAAGAAGUACUAAGUUCCCUUGGACUCUAUGUGUGUAGUUAGGUUUUUCAAUUGAUACAAGCAACAACAACCAUCGAGCAUCAACGACGACGAUAAACGGAUCGCAAACGGUCGCGAAAACCGCCACGCUUUAGGAUCCUCUCGUCGCUCGCGAGGGAGCGAGACGGCGGCCCGUCGAGGUGUCUCGAUGAGGUCAGAUUCCGAGGUCGAGGUCGGACCUUCGACUCUGCUCCGGCCGACCGGUGAAUGUCGUCGGAACAGAACGUACGAGCGCAAUGCGCGGCAGAGCGAAUGUUUCGACGGCUGCAGGUCGCGGAGCGACGCCGGGCUGACGCGUCACACACAUACACACACAUGCAUACACACCACACACACACACACAUAUAUACACGUUCCAUACACAUCACACGCGUGUGAACACGCCGGGACGAGCGCCGCCGACUCGCGUCCCCCCUGAUGACCUCUCGCGACCGAUUCUUCUUUUCGAAGGGCUCGUUAAGGCUGAUUUGUUCCGAGACUUGGUUGCCUCGCCAUGUACGCGAUUAGUUUUAUUACUUAUAAGGUACUUAUAUAUCCGUAGUUAGGGAUCAUUAGAGACUACUACGCUCCCUCCCCUCCGUCAGCGAGUCGCCGGCCAUACCCUCCUCCCUAAUCGCAGGGGCAGCAACGCACGAUGUCUGUCUCUACCUCGGGGGAGGUGUGUGAGUUUUAUCCAGCGUCGCGAGUCGCCCACGUUAAUCUCGGCGCUCUCCCUCCCUCGCUGCUCGCGAUAGACGCGUUCUACGAUUGUUUUCGACCCUUAGCCAGUAUUAUGUUGAUGUAAUAAAAAAAUCUUUAAUUGCACCUU